AGGCAAGAAGUUUCUGCUUUCUGCAUUUUAUUUUAGACACGUGUGUUGUGUUCAAAUUGGCAGUACAAGGAGAUAGUUGAGAUGGAAUGAAGGAAGAAACAACUGCCGAAGACACCUCGUAAGUCGGAGAACCUGGGUAUCGUUCAAGAAUUAUUUGGAUAGAGAGAUCGGAGAAGUUUCGAAGGAGAUUAAAUAUUGUAUAAUAGAUUUUGUACGUAAUCUAAAAUCGUUAGUAAGUAAGCUAUGGCGACUUUUUACCAAGAAAUCAAGUACUUGUCGUUGGAGAAUGCUGAAUACCUUGUGGGGAAAUUCGAAGGAACGGGCUUGAACGAAGUGUAUUCGUUCACAGAGCAAUGCGAGUCGGUGUUCUCGCAAGUUGAACCGGAGAAUCACGAGGAACUAUUCAAAAUAAUCAAAGACAGGUUGCAUUGGAUGAUCUGCAACAUCAACGUCUCCACUUGGGAUGAUUUAAAGCAACUACUGGAAGAGGCUUUUACGCCCCCGACAGAUAUCAGCAAAUGGCAGUACAUUCUAAUAUCUUCCAGUCAGACAUGUAACGAGAACGUGACGAUGUACGCGAACAGAUUCUCGAUCAUCUAUAACUACCUGCUGCAUUCGUGCACCUACGAUAAGUCGGCGGAAGUGUUACGCGAACUGUCGUCUAUGCUGAAAAUUCAGGCCAUAAACGUCUUCACGAACGGUUUGAGAGAACCGCUGAAGAAAUAUUUGAACGUGCACAGGCCGGACUCACUCGAAUGCGCCAUCAAUCUGGCUUUAGCCGAAGAGGAUUUUCACUUACCUCACGCGUACGUUGCUCACAUGCGUUGCUAUUUCUGCAAACUCAACGGUCACUUGGCCAAGUAUUGCGUGAAGAAUCCACGUUUGCGUGUCUUCUGCACGUUCUGCAAUGAAUUCGGACACACGGCGAAGGAUUGCAUGAGGAAGAUAUUGCUGAACAACGAGAUCGUACCGUUCGUGCCUGCUGCACACAAUCAGCCGACGGUCGAGAUACUGUGCACCCUCUGCUGCGAUAAUCCCAUCGACACAGCGAUCUACAAAUGCGGACACAUGUUCAUGUGCCAUAAGUGCGCCAACACGCAAGGAAUCUACGACAACACUGGAAAAUGUCCCAUCUGCAGGGCAACAAUCACCGAGGUCAUCAAAGUAUACAAAUAAAUCUCCAUUCAAAAACAUUAAAUUUUAAUCAAAAUGUGAUAUUGUUAUGUAAAUUGAACACAAAUUGUAUUGUAUAUACAUAUAUGAAGAGGUUUUUUAAUAUGUUGCGACUGUUUUUUGUCCCUCUGUAUUCUUUAUAGCAGAGGAAAUGUUUUGUUUUAAUUGAAAUUUCAAAUGUAAGCAGGUAAAAUGUUUAUGAACUUUUCUUGACUAUUUGAGUCUAUUCUGCGUCGUGAAAUAGAUUGAGGUUUUAGCAGAAA
Molecule: messenger RNA, 1436 nt
Organism: Nicrophorus vespilloides
Lineage: Eukaryota; Metazoa; Arthropoda; Insecta; Coleoptera; Silphidae
Exons: 2
Coding region: 244-1176 (310 amino acids)
Molecular function (GO): nucleic acid binding; zinc ion binding
Source: RefSeq, a predicted model, not a curated record